Castor canadensis (American beaver) is the source of this 2073-nucleotide messenger RNA. NCBI's taxonomy places the organism in Eukaryota, Metazoa, Chordata, Mammalia, Rodentia, Castoridae. The record is from RefSeq and is a predicted model, not a curated record.
GUUGAAUGAUUGAACUUUCCAGCAGAGUUGCGGCGACCGCGAGGUUCCUGGCAGAGCUGCCCCGGCGCGGAGCUGGGAGCCUCGGCCAGCGCCCGGCGCCCGCGCCCUCUACCCUCAGCCAUGGUGCCCCGGGCGCCCCGCGCGGCCCUGACCCUCUGCCUCUGGCUGACCGCCUUUGGGGGCUGCCUGGCCGCGAGCCCCGGAACGGCGGCUGCGCGGCGUCUGGACGAGUCCCUGUCUGCGGGCAGCGUCCAGCGCGCCCGCUGCGCCUCCAGGUGCCUCAGCCUGCAGAUCACGCGCAUCUCCGCCUUCUUCCAGCACUUCCAGAACAAUGGUUCCCUGGUUUGGUGUCAAAAUCACAAGCAGUGUUCUAAGUGCCUGGAACCCUGCAAGGAACCAGGGGACUUGAGGAAACACCAGUGUCAAAGCUUCUGUGAGGCUCUGUUCCCCAAGAAAAACUACGAAUGCUUGACUAGCUGUGAGUUCCUCAAGUACACCCUCCUGGUGAAGCAGGGGGAUUGCCCGGCACCCGAGAAAGCUAGUGGAUUUGCUGCUGCCUGUGUGGAAAGCUGUGAAGUUGACAAUGAGUGUUCUGGGGUGAAGAAAUGUUGUUCUAAUGGAUGUGGACACACCUGCCAGGUGCCCAAGACACUGUACAAAGGUGUCCCCUUGAAGCCCAGAAAAGAGUUACGAUUUACUGAACUCAAGUCUGGACAGCUGGAGAUUAAAUGGUCUUCAAAAUUCAAUGUUUCCAUUGAGCCUGUGAUUUAUGUGGUACAAAGAAGAUGGAAUUAUGGGAUCCAUCCCAGUGAAGAUGAUGCCACUCAUUGGCAGACUGUGGCCCAGACCACAGAUGAACGGGUUCAACUGACUGACAUAAGACCCAGCAGGUGGUACCAGUUCAGAGUGGCCGCGGUCAAUGUGCAUGGAACUCGAGGCUUUACCGCCCCUAGCAAACACUUCCGCUCUUCCAAAGAUCCAUCUGCACCACCAGCACCUGCUAACCUCCGACUUGCAAACUCCACCAUAAAUAGUGAUGGGAGUGUAACUGUGACUAUUGUGUGGGACCUCCCUGAGGAACCAGAUAUCCCUGUUCACCACUACAAAGUGUUUUGGAGCUGGACAGUCAACAGCAAGUCACUUGUCCCAACAAAAAAGAAACGAAGGAAGACUACUGAUGGGCUUCAGAACUCUGUGGUCCUGGAGAGACUUCAAGCUGACUGUGAUUACACCGUGGAACUGCAGGCCAUCACGUACUGGGGGCAGACACGCCUCAAGAGCUCAAAGGUGUCCCUUCACUUCACAUCCACACGUGCCUCCAACAAUAAGGAACAGCUUGGGAAAACGAGAAAAGGUGUGAUGCAGAUACAGUCCCCUCUCCAGAGAAGACGACCCACUCGCCCACUAGAAAUCGGAGCUCCCUUCUAUCAAGACAACCAACUGCAAGUCAAAGUCUACUGGAAAAAGACUGAAGAUCCCAGUGUCAACCGAUACCAAUGUGGCAGUGGUUUCCCCGAAGUAUGUGCCCACAACAACUCUGGAUUGAAGACAUCAUCUGGGCCUACCCAUGAGAAAACAUCCUUGAAAAACUUACAUAAUUUUCAAGACCUGUCAUUUUCCUGCAAAUAUAAGGUGACUGUCCAACCAAUACUGCCGAGUCAUUCAACGGCAGAAACCGUUUUUCUUUACUACUCUCCAUGCUCCUCAAUUGAAGGGGAAAAUGCUGCGCCAAACGAGAACCUUUCUGCUUCAUUCAUCAUCCAAGAUGUUAACAUAAACGGCCACUUUUCUUGGAAGAUGACCAAGGCAAUCUCUCACCCAGCCAUGACUGGCUUCCAAGUGAACUUGGAGGUCACUACAGAGAGCAGACAGAACAGUUUUUGCCCACAGCAUUAUUUCCAGUCACAGAUAACUGCUUCUGAUCAUUAUGUCCUAACCGUGCCCAAUCUGAGGCCAUCCACCCUUUAUCGGCUGGAAGUAAAGUGCUGACCAGCAGGGAGUGGGGAAGGGCAGCCAACCAUCAAACAUUUCCGACGCCCCGACCUCCACCCUCUUCUGCCACAAGUUGAGUAG